Molecule: messenger RNA, 2748 nt
Organism: Oryctolagus cuniculus (rabbit)
Lineage: Eukaryota; Metazoa; Chordata; Mammalia; Lagomorpha; Leporidae
Gene: TMPRSS4
Product: transmembrane serine protease 4
Biological process (GO): proteolysis
Cellular component (GO): membrane
Molecular function (GO): serine-type endopeptidase activity; protein binding
Source: RefSeq, a predicted model, not a curated record
AAGAGCUGGUGAAUGACUCCAGGUGUGGGUCCUGCCCCUAAGACGGGUGUCGGGUUACAAGACGCAUAAUCAUUCCAGUUUGGCAACUUCACCUGUGGGGUUGAUUUCAUCGACCUGCCUUGCAGUCCCCAAAUCACUCCUAGAAUACAGCGGUGGGAGGUGGCCGGCUUGGCUGGCAAGGGGGACAGGGAUGCUGGCCGUGAGGGACCAAGGCCUGCCCUGCACUUGGGCCUCCUCCAGCCGGUGCUGACCGGGAUUUCUGACCUGCCGGCCCUGGUCCUGAACCCCUCCUCCCACCCUGGGUCACAGAUCUGGGCUCCAGGCUGCAGAGGACAUUGCAAGAUCACAAGAUCGCACAGUCAGCAUGGAUCCCGCCAGUGACCAACCCCUGAACGGCAUCGAUGCUGCUCCCCUGCGCAAGCCCCGCACCUCACUGGAGAACUUCAAAAGGGUGGGGGUCCCCAUCAUCGCGGCACUGCUGAGCCUGGCAACCAUCAUCAUUCUGGCUGUCCUCAUCAAGGUGAUUCUGGAUAAAUACUACUUCCUCUGCGGGCACCCCCUGCGCUUCAUCCCCUUGGGACAGGUGUGUGACGGCCAGGCAAACUGUGCCAUGGGAGAGGACGAGGAGCAGUGUGUCAAGGUCUUCCCUGAGCGACCCUCUGUGGCAGUCCGCCUCUCCAAGGACCGAUCCAGCCUGCAGGUGCUGAACCUGGCCACGGGGAACUGGGCCUCUGUCUGCUUCGACAGCUUCUCACCAGCCCUGGCAAAGGCAGCCUGCGGGAAGAUGGGCUACAGCAGGACCAGCAACCCCACGUUCAGAGCUGUGAAGAUUGGCCCAGACCAACAGCUGGAUGUCGUUGAAAUCACACAAAACAACCAGGAGCUGCAGGUGCAGAACUCAAGCAGGCCCUGUCUCUCAGGCUCCCUGGUCUCCCUGACCUGCCUUGCCUGUGGGCAGAGCCCCAAGGCCCCUCGCGUGGUGGGCGGGCAGCAGGCCUCUGUGGAUUCCUGGCCUUGGCAGGUCAGCAUCCAGUACAAGAAGCAGCACGUCUGCGGAGGGAGCAUCCUGGACCCCCACUGGAUCCUCACGGCAGCCCAUUGCUUCAGGAAGCACCUCGACGUGUACAGCUGGAAGGUGCGGGCUGGCUCAGAGAAAGUGGACGACUCCCCGUCCCUGCCUGUGGCUAAGAUCUUCGUCUCCGAGUACAACAGCUCGUACCCCAAGGAGAAGGACAUCGCCCUGGUGAAGCUGCAGUUCCCGCUCACCUUCUCAGACACAGUCAGGCCCAUCUGCCUGCCCUUCUUCGAUGAGGAGCUCCCUCCAGCCACCCCGCUCUGGGUCGUGGGCUGGGGCUUUACAGAAGAGGGUGGAGGGAAGAUGUCCGACACGUUGCUGCAGGCGUCCGUCCAGGUCAUUGACCACACACGGUGCAAUGCAGAGGAUGCAUACCAGGGUGAAGUCACCGAGACAAUGCUGUGUGCAGGCAUCCCGGGAGGUGGUGUGGACACUUGCCAGGGCGACAGCGGUGGGCCCCUGAUGUACCAUGCUGGCCAGUGGCAGGUGGUGGGCAUCGUGAGCUGGGGCCAUGGCUGCGGGGGCCCAAGCACCCCAGGAGUGUACACCAAGGUCGCCGCCUAUCUCGACUGGAUCUACAAUGUCAGGAAGUCUGAGCUGUGAUGCUGCCCCCCCACUGCGGUGCUGGGAGCUGCUUCUGUCUCCCCGACACACAUGGGGAUCCCGCAGAAGACAGACACAGCAGGAAGAGCCGGGUGGGACUCGCCUCUCUGCCACCUCAGCAUUGCUUGGAGCAGCUCAGGGCCUCCAUGCCCGUGAGAGACCUCCAGAGCCCGGAGACAGCAUAAGGGAGAUGGCCCACCUCCGCCUGUAGCUGCCAGCAUCCCAGGGAGACAGGCAGCCCCUGAACUGGCCAGCCUGGGGGCCACGGGCUCAGAGAUGUCGCUGGACAGCAGCAGAACUUUCCACCGUACCGACUCACGUUUCCCCAGAGUGAGAGCCAGGGCGGAGAGGGGCUGAGCCAGCCUCUGCCUCUCCACUCAGCCUCACGCCCCCCGGAGCAAGGCACAACGCACUGUCCCACUGUCGCCGUGCCUACUGUUACCGCCUGCGAGACUGCCGCUUGUGUCUCUGUGGCACUAUUAUUAACCGGCUGUUGAAAUGGUCAACGUGGACUGGCUGGGCUGCUGGGCGAGAACCAGGUUAGGAUUGCAGGGCCCGAGAGCUUUGGGCCUGCGGAGGAAAAGGUCCUGGAGAAGGGACGGCUUCUCACAAUCGAGGCAGGGGAGGAGACUCGAAGCAGCCUCCUUCCCACACGGCCCCUCCAGGCCUCUGCCUCCCCCUGCAGGCUGUGAUGGAAGGCAGAGAAGUUCCUGAAUGGCUGGAAGGGGAUCUUGCCCGCAGAGAGCCUCCAGGGUGAAGAAGGGGGAGGGGAAGGAGCCGGGUCACCUCCAGGUCUACGGUAGUCCCUAGGCUGAGGACAGAAGCACGAAGGGGUCUCUGCACGCAGAACCGAGCUCCGUGGACGUCUCUGACAGCUCUGUGGGACCCCCUCCCUACCCAUAGUUGAGUCAGAUCCUAGAUAAAAUCUGCUCAUUAAUGCUUUAUGGGUUCCUGGCCCAGCCCUGGCUGUUGCGAGCAUCUGGGGAGUGAACCAGCGAUGGAAGAUAUCUCUCUCUCUCCCCCCACCCCUGUCACUCUGCCUUUCAAAUCAAUAAACAAAGAAACUGUCA